This is a messenger RNA of [Candida] anglica, 2174 nucleotides long. The record is from the annotation of a GenBank genome assembly. Lineage: Eukaryota; Fungi; Ascomycota; Pichiomycetes; Serinales; Debaryomycetaceae.
AUGAAACCUCUUUUACUCUUGAUAUCUUUUUAUUUUGCAGCCUUCACCCUCGCCGGCGGUGAUCCAUAUGAGCAAUUCGGAGAAGAAGUAUACACUUUCCAAAGCUGUUCCUCGGCAAUGUCUGCGACAGCAACGUUUUGUGAUAUCGGUACACACCGUAGAGGUGCAAUGACCAUGUGUAUUUGUCGAAAUCAAUUUGCUAUGGCUACUUUCACGGGUUGCAUAAACAACGGAGCCCAACCAAAGCAUUUCGACUACCUCAUCUCCAGUUGCGCCAAAUUCAACGUUAUUGUCACGCCUGAACGGAUCCAACAAUCUUACUUGAACUUCACAAAGUAUGCCAAAACCAUUCACGAAAUCCCACACUUCAACAGAACGAUGACUGUUAGAGUUCCUUUGAAGCUUGACUCACUGACUGUUGCCCUUUACAAGAAGGCUUAUACGCAGUUUUACGGGAACAGAGAUCAUGCCUUGUACUAUGGUUCUGGAAUGUUGGGUUUCUGGUUGCUUGUCUUCAUUUGUGGUGCUGUUUCCAAAUGGUCCAAGAUUCUCAUGCCCGGUCUUGUCAAGUGGUUUACUGGUCCAAUAUCCAAUAGCUGGAGGAAACAUGUUACUCUUCCUGCCACUGGGAGAAGAGCUAAAACUAACGACAAGAAAGUGUGGAAAAUAUUUCAUCUCUUGGUUCCUUCUAGAAAGGAAACCAUCAUCAUCUUUUUAUUUUGCUGCUUAACCAUUUUCUGUAAUGCCCACAUGAUUGUUUAUACUAAAAAUGAUCCAUUUUCCCCACUAGGUGGGAAGCCAUUAGUCGGUAUGUGGGAGAUAGGACUGGUGUAAUAUCAAGUAUUAUUGCUCCAUUAUUGAUCGUGCUUGCCGGUAGGAAUAAUGCGUUGCUGUGGCUAACAGGGUGGCAUUAUGCAACUUUUGUUACAUAUCAUAAAUGGGUAGCUCGUGUCCUCGUAGCCUUGGUUGUCGUCCACGCAAUUUGCUUUUCCAUUUCUUUCCAAUCCACAUAUAGAAUGAAUAUGGCUAAAAAUAACAUAGUUUGGGGCACUGUUGGAACGGUUUCCGGUGGUCUUUUGCUUGGUUUGCUGCUUAUGCAACUUCGAAGACGCUGGUAUGAAGUGUUUUUGGCCAUUCAUAUUGCAUUGGCCGCAUUGUUCAUUGCUGGUGCUUGGAUCCAUGUUAAUGAGAUGGGUUACGUUUGGUUCUACUAUGCCUCCGUUGCAGUGUGGGUCUUUGAUAGAGUUGUUAGAAUCGUGAGACUUGUUGGCUUUGGAUGUCCAAAAUCCGAAGUCACACUUCUAGCUAACGAAACACUCCGUAUUGUUGUCCCUAAGCCCAAAUACUGGCUGAUAACUCCAGGGGGGCAUGCCUUUGUACACUUCAUCAGACCAUCUUGUUUCUGGCAGUCUCAUCCGUUCACCUUCACUUCCAUGCGUGCCGAUGAGUCUUCUGGAUCAAAGGAUAGUGUCGUCUUGUAUUGUAAGGUGAAGGGUGGGAUCACACAUGGUCUCUACCAAUAUCUUUCCACCCACCCAGGGAAACGAGCUCAGAUCAGAGUUGCUCUCGAAGGACCAUAUGGUGAUCCAACUCCUGCUAAAAGAUAUGACUCUGCAGUCUUCGUUGCUGGGGGGAAUGGUAUCCCCGGUAUUUAUUCUGAAGUAUAUGACUUGGCCCUCCAGUCCCGUAUGAAAGAUCAAACUUUGAAAUUACUUUGGGUGAUCAAGGAGUACAAGUCAUUGUGUUGGUUCUACGAAGAGCUACUCUCUCUUAAGGAUACCAAUAUCCAAUGUACAAUUUUUGUGACCCAGCCUCACAUGGACUCGUGUAUGGAUGAUUUCUCCCUUCGGUUCCCCUCCAGAAACAGCAAUGACGAGAAACUGGACGAGAAGUCCAUCAAGGGGCUCGAAGUGUGCAGUUCAAGUGACUCUUCCAUGAAUGGUGUCAUCGACCAAAUCCACUCCGAGUUAAGCCAUAUUGAUUUCAAUGAGGGAAGACCAAACAUCGAUGGGCUUGUCAAACAAGAAAUUGAAGAUUCUCGUGGGUCAGUGGCAUUUGUCACUUGUGGCCAUCCGUUGAUGGUGGACGAUAUUCGGUACUCUGUGGCCCACUCGCUAGACUACUCCAAGGGGAAACGGGUGGACUUCUUUGAACAGUUACAAGUUUGGUCUUAG